ACUGAUAAAACGUGGCAUGAUAUAAGACCUGUACUAGUUAGCCACCUCUCGUCAUGAAUUCGUUUGUUUUCCUUUGUAUUGCUUUCGUAGCUGGAGAAAAAAGACUUCUUUUGAAUGAUCCGUCUUUGCUACAGACUAAACUGGACGCCCUGGAAACCAAAUUUAUGGACCUCAUGACAAAGUACACUUCACAGGAAUCGGUGAUCAAUGAACUCAAGUCUAAAAACAAUGACCAGGAUAGAGUGAUCAAUGACCUAAGGGGAAAACUUGAUAACUCGGUACAAGGUGGUGCGACGUUUGUUCGUUGGGGUAAAACGUCUUGUCCUUCGAACACAACGGAUCAAAUAUAUUCAGGUUUCAUCGGUGGUUCAAAUUACCACAGCAGUGGUGGAGCGGCUGAGUAUGUUUGCCUUACUCCAGAUCCGGAUUUUACAUCAAUCAGUUCAAGAAAAUUCCGUAGACAUGUAGUUGGUGUCAAUUACAUCUUCUGUUGGCCCGCGGAAUGUCUGGUAGUAGUCGGGACGUGA
This is a messenger RNA of Ostrea edulis (European flat oyster), 527 nucleotides long. RefSeq lists its product as uncharacterized. The transcript has 3 exons. Lineage: Eukaryota; Metazoa; Mollusca; Bivalvia; Ostreida; Ostreidae. Bases 54 to 527 code for a protein of 157 amino acids. The record is from RefSeq and is a predicted model, not a curated record.